This is a messenger RNA of Penicillium pulvis, 939 nucleotides long. Its product is annotated as putative S-adenosylmethionine-dependent methyltransferase. The coding region runs from base 1 to 939 and encodes 312 amino acids. Gene Ontology annotation, biological process: peptidyl-lysine dimethylation; peptidyl-lysine monomethylation. Gene Ontology annotation, cellular component: cytoplasm. NCBI's taxonomy places the organism in Eukaryota, Fungi, Ascomycota, Eurotiomycetes, Eurotiales, Aspergillaceae. The transcript has 2 exons. Gene Ontology annotation, molecular function: protein-lysine N-methyltransferase activity. The record is from RefSeq and is a predicted model, not a curated record.
AUGGCCGAAGACGCUCACCCGACCUAUCUUUCACCUAGUGAGCUAGGCUCAAAGGACUACUGGGAAACCUACUACGCGCGCACCCUAGCCCACAUCUCAACCACAAACGAACCCAAGGAAGAUGAACAAAACUCAGACUCAGACGUAAACGACGAAGAUGACCCAGGCACAUCCUGGUUCUCAGAACACAAUGCCCCCGAAAAAGUCCUCCGCUUCCUGACGCGUCGCUCAUUCCCACUCGCACCGAAGAAUACACUCCGUCGCGGCAAUGAAGAAAAACAACCGACUAUCCUAGAUCUGGGCACCGGAAACGGGAGCAUGCUUGCACUACUACAGAAACGGGGUGGUUUUGUGGGUAAGAUGGUUGGCGUGGAUUAUUCGCCGCUUAGUGUUGAGUUGGCGAGGGAGCUGCAGAGGUCUAGGGGGCAUUCUGCUUAUCGGACUGAUUCUGAGGAUGAGGAUGAGUCUGAUGAGGAGGAGGGAGAAGGGGAGGGAGGAGAGGUGCAGAUUGCGCCAUCUCCGAUUCAAUUCGAGGAAUGGGAUGUUCUUGGUUCGAAAGCUGUUCUUUCACCCGAGGGAUUAGCUGUCCAGCCGCCAUCUGAGGAUUCCGAGGUGUUAUCCUGGUUCCCGUAUUCAGCGGGCGGCUUUGAUAUCGUUCUUGACAAGGGUACUUUCGAUGCAAUCUCGUUAGCAGAUGAUGCAAAGGAAACGAGGGUUUGUGAACGGUAUCCUGAUAUCGCGAGACGAUUGUUAAGGCGCGGGGGCUUUUUGGUCGUUACUUCUUGUAAUUGGACGGAGGAUGAAUUGGUUGCUUGGUUUACGGCUGGUGCUGGUGAGGAUCGGUUGGUUGUUUGGGGUCGUGUGGAGUACCCGCGGUUCAGAUUUGGGGGACAGGAGGGGCAAGGGGUUUGUACGGUUUGUUUUCAGAGAGUUGGAUAA